Messenger RNA from Rhinopithecus roxellana (golden snub-nosed monkey), 2368 nucleotides. It is a transcript of the gene MIPOL1, whose product is annotated as mirror-image polydactyly 1. NCBI's taxonomy places the organism in Eukaryota, Metazoa, Chordata, Mammalia, Primates, Cercopithecidae. The record is from RefSeq and is a predicted model, not a curated record. The transcript has 14 exons. The coding region runs from base 356 to 1684 and encodes 442 amino acids.
GCGAUUGGCUGACGCGGUGGCUGCGCACUGGGCCUGAGAAACUCUGGUCGGGCGCGAGGUGUCGACUCCCCGGGCUAUGCCAGGCGCAUCUCAGCCAUGUGAAAUAUGCCUUUUACCUUCCAUGAUGAUUGUGAGGCCUCUCAAUCCACGUGGAACUCUAAUCCAAAAGUAAAUGAGAAACUUAGAAAAAGAUUGCCAACUCCAAAUCAACAUAUUUAGAGAAAAUUGGAAAAGGAGAAGCUUACUACAGCUUUAUUUGAGGACUUUUUAAAGAACGCAGGGUUCUAUCUGUGAGCUGCAAAUCUUGGAGCAAAAACCAGAGACAUUGCCAGAGCAAACAAGAACAGAAAUACAAAUGGAGAACUGGUCAAAAGACAUAACCCACAGUUAUCUUGAACAAGAAACUACAGGGAUAAAUAAAAGUACACAGCCAGAUGAACAACUGACUCUGAAUUCUGAAAAAAGUAUGCAUCAAAAAUCCCCUGAAUUAGUUAAUGAAAUAUCAUAUGAAAACACAGAAUGGCCAGGGCAGAGAUCAAGGAAUUUUCAGAUCAUCAGUUCUAAUCCAGAUGAUCAGUCUGUUUACUCCACUACUGAAAAAUACAACAUUAUGGAACAUAGGCACAAUGAUAUGCAUUAUGAAUGUAUGACUCCUUGUCAAGUUACUUCAGACUCAGAUAAAGAGAAGACAAUAGCAUUUCUUCUAAAAGAAUUGGAUAUUCUCAGAACAAGCAAUAAAAAGCUUCAACAGAAAUUGGCUGAAGAAGAUAAAGAACAGAGAAAACUAAAGUUUAAGCUGGAACUCCAAGAGAAAGAAACAGAAGCUAAAAUUGCUGAAAACACAGCAGCUCUGGUUGAAGAAGUGUAUUUUGCGCAGAAGGAACGUGAUAAAGCUGUUAUGUCUAGACUGCAAGUAGCCAUUGAGGAGAGAGAUGAAGCAAUUGCACGAGCCAAGCAUAUGGAAAUGUCUCUAAACAUGCUAGAAAAUAUUAACCCUGAAGAAAAUGACAUGACAUUACAGGAAUUACUGAACAGAAUAAACAAUGCAGACACAGGGAUAGCUAUUCAGAAGAAUGGAGCUAUAAUUGUGGAUAGAAUCUACAAGACCAAGGAAUGUAAAAUGAGAAUAACUGCAGAAGAAAUGAGUGCACUAAUAGAAGAACGGGAUGCUGCCUUGUCUAAGUGCAAACGGCUAGAGCAGGAGCUUCAUCAUCUGAAAGAGCAGAACCAGACUUCAGCAAACAACAUGAGACAUCUGACUGCUGAAAACAAUCAAGAACGUGCUCUGAAGGCAAAGUUGUUAUCUAUGCAACAAGCCAGAGAAACUGCAGUUCAACAGUACAAAAAACUGGAAGAGGAAAUCCAGACCCUUCGAGUUUACUACAGUUUACACAAAUCUUUAUCUCAAGAAGAAAAUCUGAAGGAUCAGUUUAACUAUACCCUGAGUACAUAUGAAGAAGCUUUAAAAAACAGAGAGAACAUUGUUUCCAUCACUCAACAACAAAAUGAGGAACUGGCUACUCAACUGCAACAAGCUCUGACAGAGCGAGCAAAUAUGGAAUUACAACUUCAACAUGCCAUAGAGGCCUCCCAAGUAACCAAUGAAAAAGUUCAAAAGUUGGAAAGGCUGGUGGAUGUACUGAGGAAGAAGGUUGGAACCGGGACCAUGAGGACAGUGAUCUGAUUGAAAAAAAACGACAGUCUGGGGAAGCGAUCACAUCUGGUGACCAGGCUGCUUCAUUCAACACUGUGUAAACACUAAAGCCUUAACUUAGCAAACAGUUGUUAGAAGUGGGACACUCCAACCACAUUCCAAGCUGAGAUAAAAUCAAAUCACAAAUGUUUAACCACUUUGCUGCUGACUUGAGUUAUUUAUCCAAAUAUAUUAACUACAGACUUUUACCAAUGGGUAGCUAUAAGGUUACAGCUUAUUUUGUAACUAUUUUAUAUCUCAAUAUCUUUAAUGUAAAUCUUUUUACUGAGAGAUCAUUAUAGAAACAUGUUAAAGUUGGUUAGUAUCAUCUCUUCACAUAUGGCCCUUUCUGAAUCAAAGUGCAGCAAAGUAAAUAUUGUCUAAGUUUUAAUCCACUGUGUUAGGUCAAAACUUCAAAUACAUGCAUUUUUCAAUAUAGGGUCUAUUUCUUAACUGAUGAGAGAGGCUUAAACAUGAGUGUGUAGUCUUCCUUCAAUGCAUGUAUGCAAUCUUUGUUAGUAGUAAAAGAUAUUAAAUAUAGAUGCAAUGAAUUAAAUGUAUAAUUUGUUUAAUAAGAGAUGGAUAUAUUAAAAUUACAUUCAUCAAGGCAUGAUUUUUGUUUCACUACAAAUAAUGUAAACUGUUUCAAUAAAAAGAGCAGACUGUUAAUGUGUA